AUGCAUCCCACCCAGCUGACCAGCAUCCUGGCAAUGCUAGCCUCACUCUCCACCGCCCACGUAAUCCUCGAGAGCCCCAAACCCUACAAGUUCGUCGCCUACGGGCCCAGCAACCCCCUCUCACCCGACGGCUCCGACUUCCCAUGCAAGAUCCCUCCGGGGCAAACCUACCAAAUCAACGGCUCCCGAACAAUAAUGGCCAUCGGCGAGGCCCAGACGCUGUCGUUCACGGGCCAGGCGGUGCACGGAGGCGGCAGCUGUCAGCUGGCCCUCGCGAGCGGCCUACCCACCCAAAAUUCGUCCUGGGCCGUCAUCCACUCGAUCGAGGGCGGGUGUCCGGCGCGCAACCAGAAGGGCAACCUCGACGGCCCUAAUGUGGAUAAGUACACCUUUCAAAUCCCCGAGCGCGUCGCGGUUGGAGAGUACACGUUUGCGUGGACGUGGCAGGCGCGCAUUGGCGGGGUGCCUGAAUUCUACAUGAACUGCGCGCCGAUCACGGUCGUCAAGCGGAAGCAGAAGAAGAGAAUGGAGAUGGUCGAGCGACGGGCAUCCCUAGCCACGUCACUGUCGAUCUCUCAGCGCGCGGUCGAAUUUCCGGAGCUGUUCAUGGCGGAUAUGGGCGACGUGAGCGGCGGAUGCACGACCGAGGAGGCGCUGAAGCAGCAGAUCGCCAUCGGGUACCCGAACCCUGGCGUUUCGGUCGACCGGCCCGAGGGCGAUAACCUGUUCCCGCAGCCGUGCGACGGCAAUCCGCGGGCGAAGGCCCCGGCCGGUCCUGGGAGUGGGAGUGGUGCGAACAAAUCGGCGAGGCCGGAUGGGACUGCGUCGACGCCGGGUGCUGAUGUCCUGCCUACUACUAGCAGUGUCUUGGUCAAAACUGGAGUUUCGAGUACGACGGCAACGACGACGGCUACUGCGACGCCUACCGUGAGCGAGAUGUCUACAUUCACUACGUCUGUCGGCGCGACGUCUGUUCCGUCCGAAGCUUUCCCAUCCCCAACUUCGUCCGAGGCCGUCGCGGUACCGACAUCGAGCACUGGCAUAGGAGCAUGCGUCGAGGGACAGCUUACCUGCCUCGAAGAUGGUACGCACUUUGCGACGUGCACCGGUGGCCAGCUGACCGGCCCUCUGAUGGUUGCGCCCGGCUUCAAGUGCAGCCCGGGGUCUGGUGCCAGUCUCGACAUCUCGCCCGUCGAUGAAAGCGACUAA
This is a messenger RNA of Anthostomella pinea, 1209 nucleotides long. The record is from the annotation of a GenBank genome assembly. Lineage: Eukaryota; Fungi; Ascomycota; Sordariomycetes; Xylariales; Xylariaceae.